Molecule: messenger RNA, 675 nt
Organism: Stylonychia lemnae
Lineage: Eukaryota; Ciliophora; Spirotrichea; Sporadotrichida; Oxytrichidae
Source: the annotation of a GenBank genome assembly
AUGAUUUAUUAUAUAAUCCACCUCAUUCUAUGUUCAUCUUCCCCCAGAGUCUUUGAGACUUAAGUCUCUAUUGCUUGCCUAAGCAUCAUUGGACCCAGCUAUAGCUGUUGUGAAGUGAACUUCUAUCAUUUGAGAGAGAACAAGCUUGUUCUCAAGUGUUUCAAGUUUCAUGGCCUUGGUCGGUCAACCGAACUUGAGAGCCAAAAUUCGAACUUAAGAGCCAGGUCUGGCCUGACCCCAUGGGUCGACCACAACUUCAUAUCCUCUCACAUCCAGGACCUCUAGUGUUUUGAUUCACUCAUUCGAGCUCAUAAGCAAUCAAAUGGUAUGGGUGGACCUUCUUAUCUCUUUAGAUAUGUUGCAUAUGGUCUAUCUAGAUAUUCUGUAGAGUUUGACAUCAACGCCAUUGGUGGUUGUCGACAUAGUGGUCUUGGAGUACCCCUAGGAGGACCACCUUGGCUCUCAGGUUCGCCUCAAAGUCUCAGUUUUGGCUCUCAAGUUCGGGGGGGUCUAGACCCAAAGACUAACUUUGUCAUCUUUGAGAGCUACGAUCUCCUAUUACAUGCUAAUGGUGGUAGACCAUGGGACAGUAGAAAUGAUCAAUUACAGAUCUCAACUCUUAGACAUGGGGGAGGUAGGUGGACUGAAAGUCCAGAAAAUUUUGACAAAAUUUGA